Messenger RNA from Coregonus sp. 'balchen', 1898 nucleotides. NCBI's taxonomy places the organism in Eukaryota, Metazoa, Chordata, Actinopteri, Salmoniformes, Salmonidae. The record is from the annotation of a GenBank genome assembly.
CAGGAACAGGAGUAGUUUUGGUAGUAGCAGCCGAUAUUAUGUGUACGUGGUAGUUUAAACUGUUUUCUCCUCAAUAAAUCAACAUAUCAGAUACCCGACGGACAUCAUUCAGAGACCGACGAUGCCUCCGCGAAACCAAGAUUUCGGACUGAAAAAGUCUGGAGGGGCCAGGAGCGGGUCCGUGAUUAACUUCAGACAAACUGUUAACUCCGGCUCUUUACGCCGCAGCUCUGCUGUCUUGCCAUCGGUGCUGACGUUUGCUGUGAUCGUGGCGUCCGGGGGCCUUCUGCUCAUGAUAGAGAAAGGAAUGCUGAAUAGUAUGGAGACACCACCACCUCGGGGAUACAGCAAGAGGUCAGGCUACCUCAGACAAACCCGACAUCUUGAACCAGCUGUGGACGCAGAAUCCCAGGUAAACGGAAGCCAGUCUGUAAGAUUCCCAGUAGCCUACCACUUGAUUUGGCGCGAUAUGAUUUGGAAGAAUAUGACUUUAAAAUACCUUAGUUGGCCUACAGAUGUAUUCAUUUCCAAAUUACUUAUUAUUACUCCAUUAUUCAUGUUUUUGUCACAGGAUACUUUGUGUAAACAAAUAAUGUAGGCUAUUACUUCAACAUCAUGUAAAAAAAAAAAAGUACAUGUUGCAAUCUCGUCAUGAAAUGUUAGGCCUUGCUUGAGCACUACAGAUAUUUAAUAGAAAUCAAAUGCUAUUUGCCCAUGAAAAUGUCAUGGGAUGCAUUUGCUACAUCGUUUACAUUUUCUUAGUGGUCUACUCUGAUGGAAUACAUAUCAUAACAUGCUGUGUAGGAAUUAGAUUGACUCCAGUGAUAUUGUAUUAUUAUUUUGUAAGUCUUACGUAAUACUAGUUUAUGUAUUUUUUCUUUUCUUUUACAUCUUCCCCAAACCCCAUUCAGAUUCUCCAGGAGAUCCGUAACCGCACCAUCCGGACCAUGUGUGGUCAGAAGAACAUGCCCCACAGUGUGUGGUCCCUGAGCCCCCUGCAAAGGAAAACCCUGCUGCAGCACAUCCUGGUGAACGACGAGCACCGCUUCCUCUACUGCUAUGUCCCCAAGGUGGCCUGCUCCAACUGGAAGAGGGUUCUGAAGGUCCUGAGUGGGGCUCUAGAGAAUGUGGAUGUCAACAUUAAGAUGAACCACAAGAGUGACCUGCUCUUCCUGUCCUCCCUGAAGCCUGAGGAGAUCCGCUACAGGCUGAAACACUACUUCAAGUUCAUGUUUGUCAGGGAACCUAUGGAACGCCUGCUCUCCGCUUACAGGAACAAGUUUGGGGAGAUCAAGGCAUACCAGGAGAAGUACGGUGCUGAGAUCAUCAGGCGCUACAGAAAGGGCCAUGCCAAGGAUACAGCAGUGGCUGGGGAUGAUGUGACCUUUGCUGAGUUUGUGCGCUAUCUGCUGGAUGAGGAUGUGGACCGCAUGAAUGAGCACUGGAUGCCCAUCUACAACCUGUGCCAGCCAUGUGCCGUGUCCUAUGACUUCAUUGGCUCCUAUGAGCAUCUGGAGAGUGAUGCGGACUAUGUGCUACAACGUAUUAGUGCACCUCCACAUGUCCACUUCCCUGAGAGACAGACGUGGUACAAGCCUGUCACCAAGGAGACGCUGCACUAUUACCUGUGCAGUCUGCCUCAGAAGCUUCUCAGGGAACUCCUGCCCAAGUACAUUCUAGACUUUUCCCUGUUUACUUACCCCCUCCCCAACACAACCACUGAAUACUGCAGACAUUAACUGCAAGAUGGUAUUUUAUACUUGAAAAUUAUUAUUUUUAUACAGUAUCUUGUUACACAUUCGCCAUUUAUUUUUUAUUCCGAGGGAACAAGCAGUAUUUUGAUAUGUUACUUUUUACAUUAGAUUUGUUACAGCAUUGGGAAACAUGAAUGUGUUUGA